Hibiscus syriacus is the source of this 1112-nucleotide messenger RNA. Its product is annotated as translocon-associated protein subunit alpha-like. Gene Ontology annotation, cellular component: endoplasmic reticulum; endoplasmic reticulum membrane. The transcript is spliced from 8 exons. Bases 60 to 938 code for a protein of 292 amino acids. The record is from RefSeq and is a predicted model, not a curated record. Lineage: Eukaryota; Viridiplantae; Streptophyta; Magnoliopsida; Malvales; Malvaceae.
UUACGGACCGAUCAUUUCUCUCUUUUAAAACUAUUAUUAUUUCUUUUCGUUAACGACAUAUGAAACUCCCGAAGAUGGCUACGAAAAGUUUCAGGGCUUUUUUCUUUGCGCUACUCCUCGCCGCCUCUCCUCUUCUCCAAGUCGCUAGGGGUCAAUCAGAAGCAGAUGUUGUUACAGAAGUUGUUGAUGGAGGAGAUCUUGGGAUUGUUGGUGAGGAUGUUCCAGAUACUGAUGGUGAGAGAUUUGGCCCAGCUCCGGGAGUUGAAACUGUAUGCCUUUUCCCCAAAAAUAGUGCGAAAUUGGUUGCUGCCGGAGCAGAGACUGAACUUUUAGUUGGGAUGGAAUAUGUUGGGGAGUCACCUUUAAAAAUCAUUACAAUCCAAGCCAGUGUUCAUCUCCCUUAUGAUCAUCGAAUGCUUGUUCAAAAUCUUACAGCUCAUGUCUUCAACAAUGCGACUGUAUCCUCGUCAGUGCAAGUUACUUUCCCAUACAUGUUUGCUGUUAGCAAGUACUUACAGCCUGGAACUUUUGAUCUUGUGGGUACGAUUGUCUAUGAAAUUGACCAGUACCCCUACCAGAAUACAUUCUACAAUGGUACCAUUGAAGUUGUUGAGGCUGGUGGAUUUGUCAGUGUUGAGUCUGUCUUUCUUGUUACCCUUGGGAUUGCACUUCUUGUUCUCCUUGGUUUAUGGCUUCAUGGUCAAUUUCAGCGUAUCACCAAGAAAACUAAUAAGGCUCCAAAGGUGGAAGUCGGGACUCGGAAUACUGAUGCAUCGAUGGAUGAAUGGCUUCAGGGAACCGCAUACACUCAGUCAGCUGCCAAAUCAAAGAAAAGAAGUAGAUUGCCGAUGCUUAUGAAGUCCAGAGAAAUUCGAAGUGAGGGCGCUAGUAGUUUGAGAAUUAGGCCACAGGAGAAAGGACACACCUUGCAGUUGUAGCAUGUGAAAAAUUCUUCCCUUCUACCAUUUUCUUUUUACCACAUCUUGUUUUCACGAGGAUGUUGAAAUCAAGCCAUUUUGAAAGUCUGGAGAUCUGAUUUUAUCCAUGAAACUUAUCGCAUCGGCUGCUAUAUUACUUUUGUGUACACGAGAAUUACCGUAUUUCGAUUUAUA